Molecule: messenger RNA, 979 nt
Organism: Aedes aegypti (yellow fever mosquito)
Lineage: Eukaryota; Metazoa; Arthropoda; Insecta; Diptera; Culicidae
Gene: Lamtor4
Product: ragulator complex protein LAMTOR4 homolog
Exons: 2
Coding region: 617-937 (106 amino acids)
Biological process (GO): cellular response to amino acid stimulus; positive regulation of TOR signaling
Cellular component (GO): Ragulator complex; lysosome
Molecular function (GO): guanyl-nucleotide exchange factor activity
Source: RefSeq, a predicted model, not a curated record
UGUUUUCGAAGACGAAGAAGAACAAGCAUUCAAAGAAGUCUCUUCGCGCAACUCUGUGUAUAUAAACUCUGAUAAAAACAAAAUAAUAGUGAAACAGCAAAACAGAAAAUUAUUAUUCUCGUAAUUUAAAUAAAAAAAUCGAUAAGCGCAGACACAGCUGGAUGAUUAGUUAAAAUUUUGAUAUUUUCCGUAACUGUUGGACAAACUCGUUGUCAUCAUCAUCGAUUUCCUGAUAAGCGAAAGGUCAGUUUUUGUUCUCGCAAUCAUCAUCCGUCAGUCAUUAAUUGCCACUCGUAUCAGAAGUUCGGAGCUUCCUUUCCCAGUCCUUUGUUAAAAUUUGAUGAGUUCUCUAAAAUAUUGGAUCCUGCUAGCGGUUCGAUUGUUCGCGCAUUUCAUCAUUUGACAAUUUAAUCGUAUCGGUCAGCUACGCUUGGAAAGUGCCUCACCCACGUCGACGACAUCGGUUACAAGCAGAAGACGCAAUUCUAGUGAAAUCACCAUCAGAGCGGAUUCCCACCACCAGCAGCAGCCCUUAGUAGAAGUCCAUAGCUUUAGAGGAACAACCAGCUUAAAAAGUACCGUAAUUACUGUCCAUCGUCAUAACGAGUGCGGGAAAAUGCUGGACCUGGAUACUCGUCCCGUUCCGGAUCAGAUCGGUUAUCUGAUCAUGUCCGAGGAUGGAGCAGUUUUGGCUUCCGGCGGAGAGAUGGAAAACGAUGAACAGAGCGCGAACAUUAUUAGUGGAUUAUUGACACUGACCGAAAGCGUUGACCCAGCUGUAUUCAAAAAACGUUCGUGCAAGAAGAUUUCGAUAGUAUACGAAGAACACAGCUAUACCAUUUGUCUUUCCAACAAGAAGAUCUACGUUGUUAAGCGUCGAAACGGCUCUCAUCAGAAUGGUGGUAACGAUGUUGAAGGGAGAGGCAUUCUGGCCUAAAAUGUGAAAUCUCUUGUAAAUAAAUAUACGUGUCUUCUAGAA